GUGCUCAACUGAGCUGUCCACAUUCGAUUGGUUCCGUGCUUCAUGCUGUACAACUUGGCCGGGAUGUCUCAAGGACUUUCAUCAUUCAGUUGGUGUGGGGGUUUGAAAGCUGGGAAAGUUGGCGGUGGCUGGGGAACAGGAAUAAAUUCUCACACUUUCCCCGAAGAUCCACUCUCUUAUGCCGGAUAAGGUAUACAAUGCUUGAGUAAGAUUCGAACUACAGACCAGCUCCACGCAAUGGCGCAGUAUCAGCAUUACAUUCCUCAGUUUCUGUUGCGAAACUUUUCCCAUCCUUAUCGUCCUCUGAAGAGCAAGGGCGCGGAGAAGAGACAACGCGGUCGGGUAGAGAAGGGCAAGCACAGAGGAGAGAAAGUACUCAAUGUCGUGGACCUCACUGCUGAUGAGCCACGGAUAACUGAAGUACCUGUAUCUCGGUGGUUUGGGCAAGAGGAAAUGUACAGUGACAUCUUCAGUACUAUCAAGUCGAAGAAAGAUGUGGAGCAAGGACUCUCGAGACUCGAAUGUCAGACUGCCACCAUAUUGCAGAAAGUUAAGAAGGCGCACGAGAACGGCGAUCAGGGAAUCCGCCUUACGAGGAUAGAGAGGAACCAUCUACGCAAGUUUCUUUUUAUCAUGAAAUAUCGAGGACCAGGUUACUUUGAAAAAUACCUCUCUCAGGAUCCACAGUCAUACAACUCUGAGGAUAAACACCUUGUGAGGGAUUACAUGGUCGAAAAAGGCUUUGCCACACCAAGAGAUGUAUGGCUGCACAACAUCCGCACCAUACUCAAUCUUGAUAUGGAUGCCGAGGGGAGGUGGAGGACGAAACUGCAAGACACCAUGUUCCCCGCCGAUGCAGCUAUGUUUGUCUUCCACAUUGAACAUUCAUACAUUGCACUAUGCACUCCCGAGGAAAAUGGUGAUGAAUUCAUUCUCACGGACCAAGCCUAUAAUCUCUUCGAAGGACCCACCCAUAACACUUUCUGUGGUGAGACUCAUGAAUACAUGGGGGAGACAUAUAUGUGCUUUCACGAAUUUGCGCCUGUAUCUCCCCGGCUGAUGAUCGUCCUCCGCAGCAAUGUAUUACCCGAGGCACUGGAAGACAAGGACUCUCGCAAACAAAAGAUCCGCCAACGAAUGCAAAACAUGGCAGCCGCACUGUUUCCAGAGCCAGAGAAUGUCACUUCUAUUCUCGAAGAUUUACCUGUCGCAAAAGCCAUGAACUCCUAUUCGAGAGUAAUCAACGGCAAGCUUGAACUAGCGCCGGGACAGUCAGGAUCGUGCCAAUCUCGAGACACUUUUACCUUUCGAUUCUGGCCAAUCCCCACACGUCACAUGAAUAUCAUAAAUGCGAUAUUUUUGGAUAAUCUUCUGAUAUGCAAUAGCAUUGUUCUCAGCUCUAUCGUAGCCUUUCGCCAAACACUGGUGGCGUACAUGACUACCCAGGCAUGUGGGUUCAAAAGUAUUGGCGUGGGAGAAUAUAGGGCCAAAGCCACCCGCUUUGCCCGCUUGGAGAAAUUGGCCCUUGUGCUCAAAACACUAGGAGCCGAGAAUGUGCCUAUUUUCUAUGAUCAUACUGGAAUAGGAAAAUCAUUCACUUGUUCUCUUGACGACCAAUGGCUAGAAGUCGUCAAGAGAAUGUUCGACGGCGCUGAAAAUCCAUUCGACGAGGGUGCAGACAUAUUUUGGCAAACAUAUCGCUUACUGGGCGGAACAAACCAGACAUUUUUGAAAGACCUCGAGCAAUCAUGGAGGUUGUAUCAAUUACAAUCUCAGGUUAGCCUGUGGACUGUCGGCCUGGAGUCCAGGGUUCAAAAUAAUGCCUUUGCGUACGUUCUGGAUUUAAUUCUCAGACACCACCCUAAACGCGUUUGGUUAUACGUGAAACAUCGCAGAUGGAUGACGUCAAAAGAGUAUGCAAUGCAUCAGCACAGGUUUGUUGGCACUGGCCCCAUAUUCGCUGCAAAGACAGCAGCUUUGUUUGAGCCCCAAAGAGAGGACUUUGUUGUUCAAGCCAAUCAUAAUACUGACGAUGAUCGGUUGUGUCAUCUCAUUUACUUUUCUGGUGUUUUGCUGGACAUGUGGAGAUAAGUGUUGGGACCGAGCACAUGUCUGUUCAAUGUUUCUCUGAUGUUUUCGCUACGUCUGACUCGGUGACUUUUGGAAACCUUUUCUACUCUAGAGGCAGUCUUUGAUUCGACCAAAUAAAAUACAUUUGGCUCUUCGUUCUCUUAUUGCGAGACGUGUUGGUUCGGCUCGAUGAUGGAUGCCUUGACCGUUAAACUAACGUGACUGGAGCGUUGCAUAGAGAUUAUGUUUGCAGAAAAGAGGG
Molecule: messenger RNA, 2332 nt
Organism: Truncatella angustata
Lineage: Eukaryota; Fungi; Ascomycota; Sordariomycetes; Amphisphaeriales; Sporocadaceae
Exons: 3
Coding region: 238-2091 (617 amino acids)
Source: RefSeq, a predicted model, not a curated record